Messenger RNA from Capsella rubella, 1629 nucleotides. Its product is annotated as zinc finger CCCH domain-containing protein 18. Gene Ontology annotation, molecular function: RNA binding; metal ion binding. The coding region runs from base 1 to 1629 and encodes 542 amino acids. Lineage: Eukaryota; Viridiplantae; Streptophyta; Magnoliopsida; Brassicales; Brassicaceae. The record is from RefSeq and is a predicted model, not a curated record. The transcript has 5 exons.
AUGAACUUCACAGAAGCUAUGAACGUUGUACACAACAGAAUCCAUCAACUUGAGCCAGAGAAUGCAUCGAAGAUCAUCGGUUAUCUCUUGUUGAUGCAAGACCACAACGAUCGUGACAUGAUCCGUCUCGCAUUCUGUCCAGAUUCGGUGAUGCUUUCCAUGAUCAACUGUGUUACAUAUGAAUUGGCUAAAAACUCUCAUUACAACAUUCCUUCUUCUCAUCACAUUCAAAUCCGUAAAUUCGGGUCAUUCACCGGUUCACCAAACCAGUCUCUUUUGGUUUCUGUCUCUCCUCCUUCGGUUCUGUCCAUGGGAACAAGUUUUUGGGAGACUACGAACGAAAUGGAUUCAUCAUUGCAAAACAAUGUUCAGUUCUUGAAUUUUGAGGAUUCUUGUCCUGAAUUCUCAACUAGUUUCUUCUCUCAGGAGAAACAAGGUUUGUCUUCAAGAACGAGUCGCAGAUCGCCUAGUUUACCGGAGUUUCCUGUCAAAAUCUGCCAUUACUUCAACAAAGGGUUCUGCAAGCAUGGCAACAACUGUAGGUACUUCCAUGGACAUAUCAAACCGGAUAGAGAUAGUUUUGCUCAGAUGUUUAAUCCAAACAACAACUUAAGCGACGAUGAGCAUGUUGUUUCCUCUUGUUCUCUUGAGAAGCUAGAAGGAGAGAUCAUUGAGCUGCUCAAAUCAAGAAGAGGUGCUCCGAUUUCCAUAGCUUCAUUGCCGAUGAUGUACUAUGAGAAGUACGGUAAGACCCUUCAAGCUGAAGGAUAUCUCACAGAGUCACAAAGACAUGGCAAAGCUGGCUAUAGCCUCACCAAGCUUCUCGCUCGAUUAAAGAACUCCAUCCGCCUCAUCGACAGGCCUCAUGGGCAACAUUCAGUUAUACUAGCACAAGAUGUAUCAAAGUUUGUUGAAUACAAGGGAGAGAGACACGAACAGGGAGCGAUUCUUGCUGGUUCAAGACAGAUUUACUUAACAUUUCCGGCAGAGAGUAGUUUCAAUGAAUAUGAUGUUUCAAACUACUUCUCCAAAUUUGGACCAGUGGAAGAUGUGAGGAUUCCUUGUCAGCAAAAGAGAAUGUUUGGAUUUGUAACUUUUGCUUACACCGAAACAGUCAAACACAUUCUUGCUAAAGGAAAUCCUCAUUUCAUAUGUGGAGCUCGUGUUCUCGUCAAGCCAUAUCGGGAAAAAUCACGCUCCGGUGGAUACAUUGACAAUAACAAGCCUCUACACGACAUCCGGUGUUGCUCUCAAUACAUUGACAAAGACACAGAGAUGAACACAAUGCCAAUGCGGGUUAGUGAUAGCUCAAGACUAAUGAAAAAGCAAUUUCUUGAGGAACACAUGCAAUCAGUUUCUAGGUCCUUACCUAGUGAUUACUCUUACCUCGGUUUCUCUUCCAAUGAUUUCAAGCUAACAACAGAUGAGGAGGAACAAGAAGAACAAGCGGGACGGUUGAGCUAUCUUCUGGAUUAUCUAAACACCGAAGAUAACGUCAUGGACACAAGCACUACCUACAAUGACAAUGAUAGGAGGAUGCACUGUGAAUCUUUAGACAGCCAAGCCUUAGAUCUACCAGAUAGUCCAUUUUCUUCCCUUUUUGGGAAGGAAAUUUCUCUGGCUACAUAG